Molecule: messenger RNA, 516 nt
Organism: Colletotrichum godetiae
Lineage: Eukaryota; Fungi; Ascomycota; Sordariomycetes; Glomerellales; Glomerellaceae
Exons: 1
Coding region: 91-420 (109 amino acids)
Source: RefSeq, a predicted model, not a curated record
CCUGGCAGGUCAACGUUGUGCUACGACUCGGUAUCUGAUCUUGGUUGGUUAGGCGGGAAUGACAAUCUAAUAGUUAUCCGUGAGCUCAAGAUGGGAACGGGGUCUUCACCUAAUGAGCCUAGUCCUGCUGACGCGGCUGACAUUCCCUCAUGCAUCGGACACAGUCGUCGCACGGGUUCAGAGGCGCCGCGAUUCCAUAGUCACCCUCACAACCAAGAUGAUAUCGACACGUUCAAUUGCGCAUGUCCGGAUAAACUCACCACCUACAAGAAGCUGACAAGCGAAGAUCGCCGGAUUGAGCUUUGUCGUACAUUUGAUGAGCGUAGAUUCGAUGCCAUGAUCUACGGCCAACCUGAUGCACCCAAAUGUGGACGUGAUGAUGCGGCAAAGCCGCUCCACAACGUGACGAAGCGCACAUGACUCUAGUAUGUACAUACAAUAAUGCAGAGCUGUCUGCAACGAAUUGUUCCGUCAACGUAUAUGGCUGCUAUGUACUUAUUGGAGGGAGCAUGUCAG